Molecule: messenger RNA, 1669 nt
Organism: Aspergillus saccharolyticus JOP 1030-1
Lineage: Eukaryota; Fungi; Ascomycota; Eurotiomycetes; Eurotiales; Aspergillaceae
Product: MFS allantoate transporter
Exons: 5
Coding region: 24-1559 (511 amino acids)
Biological process (GO): transmembrane transport
Cellular component (GO): membrane
Molecular function (GO): transmembrane transporter activity
Source: RefSeq, a predicted model, not a curated record
GUGGCCAGCCGAUACAAAACCAGAUGUCAAUGGAACGCCCACCCCCCAACACUGCAUCCAAACGCACCUCCGCGCAUGUCGAGAAUAUUCCAGAUCCUAGAAAGGUCCAGGAUGGAGAUACAGCCCUCGCACUGGUUGCCGCGGACGACGACCUGCAGUCCGUCGCUGCAGAGGAAUUGAAACGACUCGAGAGGAAGAUAGACUGGGCAAUCCUGCCUUGUCUGUCCGUCUGCUACGCCUUCUACUAUAUAGACAAAACUACCCUCUCUUAUGCGGCUAUCUUUGGUAUCAAGGAUGAUCUGGGCUUGUCGGGCGAGCAAUACUCCUGGCUCUCCUCGGUCUUCUAUUUUGGAUUCCUUGUCUGGGCAGUGCCGACCAAUUUCUUGCUCCAGAAGUUUCCGGUCGCCAAAUACCUCGGGUUGAACAUCAUCCUGUGGGGGGUCUUCUUGAUGUUGCAGGCUGCGGCCAAGAACUUCACCCAACUUGUCGUCUUGCGAGUGAUCUCCGGAGCUGCUGAAUCAUGCAGUGACCCUGCCUUCAUGUUGAUCACCAGCAUGUUCUACACGCGACGCCAACAACCCAUCCGUAUCGGCCUGUGGUAUACCGCUAACGGAUGUGGAAUCGCCCUCGGAGGACUGCUAGGCUACGGCAUCGGACACAUUCAAGGUGCAUUGUCUUCCUGGAAGUACGAAUUCCUCAUUAUAGGUGCGCUGUGUACCGCCUGGGGCUUCCUAAUUUUAGUCCUCCUGCCCGACUCCCCGGUUACGGCGCGCGGCUUCUCUCCGCGAGAAAGACGAUUGGCGGUAGAGCGGCUCCGAGAUAACCAGACAGGCGUGGAGAACAAGACUCUCAAGCCAGCACAGGUCCUGGAGGCGUUACUCGACUGGAAGGCGUGGGUGUUCCUGCUCCUGGGCCUCUCUGGCAACAUUCCGAACGGCGGGAUCUCGAAUUUUGGAACUCUGAUCAUCUCAGGGUUUGGCUUUUCAACCUUGGUGACGACUCUCAUGCAGAUCCCCUACGGCGUCUUCAUAGCCUCGAUGAUCCUGCUCAGUGUGUACAUCAACGAUCGCCUGCCGCCCAACCACCGUUGCGUCGUGACCGUGCUUUUUCUCCUCCCCAACGUUGCAGGCGCAUUUGGACUCUGCUUUCUCGCUGAGGACAACCGCGUCGGUCGACUGAUCUGCUACUACCUCACAGGCUCGUACAAUGCCUCUUUUGUUCUUAUUCUCUCUAUUCUGACCGCCAACAUCGCCGGCCACACGAAGAAAGUCGUCACCAAUGCAAUGAUCUUUCUCGGGGUCUGCGCGGGGAACAUCGCCGGUCCGUUCUUCUACAAGUCCAACCAGGCACCACGCUACCAGUUGGGGAUCUGGUCAAUGAUCGUGUCCAACCUGAUUGAGAUUGCACUCGUCGUGAUCUUGCGGGUCAUGCUAGCGUGGGAAAACCGUCGGCGAGAUGCAGCGCAGCAGCGCGGAAAUCCGACGUCAUGGGACCGUGAUCAGACGGCAUUUAGUGAUCUCACGGAUAAGCAAAACUUGAAUUUCCGGUACGUAUACUGAGGCGGGGAUGGCAGUCGACAGAGCGGGGGUGAGAGGGGCAAGUGGCAGCCAAUGUUGCAGUGGGGGCACCGAUCAGCGCUCUUCCCCCACCAAUAAUGCAGGCUCGAUAA